AGCAGUCAGCACACUUCCGCAGUGUUUCAACUGGCCGACUUUGUCGCUAAAUCGGGUGACAUAUCUAGCGACUAUUUAUGUCGUCAUUGAAGAUAUUUCUUUUAUUUUGGGACUUAAACGUGAAAACACUUAUUGUUCUACAGUUGGAGUAGCGAUGGAUGUUGCUGAGAGAUCCGCCUCGCCCCAAAGCAGCCUCACUGAAGCCGUAGGGACACAAUCGGCUUCUGCAACACACACAGUCACUGCAGCACAUUCACUGUUGCCAUGUCCUCAAUAAGAAGACGCCAUUGGCUAAUUUACCUAUGGUGUUGUAAGAGAUGACGUAGGAAAAAGCAUAACCUCGUAGGAGAGACAAAAAAGUGAAUAAAACAUCUUAAUUAAAUUUAAAACUACAAUUAAACACUUCAGAAAAAUAAAUAUUUUAUAUCAGCCAGUAAUAAUUACACCAGGACUCGCCUUCAGCCUCCACCUCUUUUCUUGUAGCUAGAGCUGUAAAUUUAUAGUAUCACACAUAUGUGCCAUUGCGUACUCAGCCCUUUGGUUUUAUAUUAUAAUAAUUGCUGGAUACAUAAACCCUCUGAAACAAAAGCACUUUUUAAUCGAACAAAAUGUGGAAAAAAACUCUUGACAAAGGUUAAGUUCGUCACAUAACAUGUCAACACUGCCAUCUAGGGGUCAUCUGUCUAAAACACGGUGGCUGUGAUCACUCCAUUUUUGCACGGAAUCAAAAAAAAACAGUGACACAACUUAACAAAAUAAGUUGAUAACCACCAUUGCAUUACCAUUUAACUCUGUCUGCAUGGGGAAUUUAUGUUUUGUUGAGCUGCAUCAUGAGCACACAGCCCAGGUAUGUUGAACCACUGUCGCAGUACAGGCCACUGGAAAGUGGACAUUGGUGUCACUGUCUUCUGUCAGUUAGCAACACACAGUCAUGACGUCACUACACUCGUGACCUCACGUGCCUGUAGCGUUUUUUUUAACUUCAAAGCUAAUGUUAUACCACGCAACAAUUCUACCUAUCAUUCUAUCUACAGUUCUAUUUAUGAGUAUCUAUUUAUAUAUCUUGCUAUAAUUAUGUAUAUGUAUUUAUCUAUCUAUCUUUAUAUAGUAUGUAUAGCCAGUAUGUAAACACAAGAUCAUAAAUCGUCACUGUGUAUUGCCAGUAAUGUCCGAUAGAUGUCGCUUUUUGGGGGAAAGAAGCUACUUUAUUGUCAUGGAAACCGUGAUCAGCAUCAUCUACGUUGUUUAUUUUUAUUCGUUCAAAUAAAAUACACUAUUUGUUGUUAAUAUUCGAUAUAUUAUGUAUGUAUUCUUCUACCUGGGGUCAUUUCAAACGUCUUUGAUAUAGUAUUUAUAUAUUCUUAUACAUAAGGUUAUUUCAACACAGUAAUAACAAUCCAAAUGCAUUAUCGAAUCUUUGUACUAAUGGGGUUGUUGUCAUUUGUAUUAUAUUUUUAUUAAUUCGUUAAUUUCAUCAAUUUACGGAGUUACCGGAUCUACGUGUUUACGUCACUUCAGUCGCCUCCUGCCCCUAUUUCGCUUCACUUAGCUAGUACAUCGAGGAUAGUUCCCUUCUCUGUUAAAAAAAAACAUUGACGAAUGAAGGUAAACCAGGAAACAAAACAUUGGACUUUUCUUACAAGCGAACACAAAAGUCGUGAUGAGGUUUUCACCUUUUUGUGAUGAAAGUUAGCCCAUGUGCGGAUGGAUACAAGGCGGCUAUGAGACGAGACUAUGCAAAAGUCUCGAGAGGCCACUGGCGGUUGAUGGUUUUGAUGAGUUCAAACGCUUCAACGUUUAACUCCUCUAAAGAAGUUUUUUUUAAUACGGCAGCAAAAGCUCCUCUACACUCACACAUCACUCAAGCUUCUCAUCGUGCAUGACUCCCAGUGACGGUGAUGAUGUUUUGACCUCAGAGCACUAGAAUGGCGUGCAGCAGGAAUUUUGAUUCCGACUACGAUGCGAUGCAGCCUUACUACUUCCUGGAUGGUGAGGAAGAUCUUCUUUUAGGACCCGGUGAGGACAUCUGGAAGAACAAUGAGCCUCUGUCUCCUAGCCAUCCAUCAUCGGCGACUGCGUUUGACCUGAUGGACCAGGACUGUCCGUCUUCUGUCCUCCUGCAGUCCUUCAUAAUCCACGAUUGCAUGUGGAGCAGUAGCUUCCCCGCCGCUGCCAAGUUGGAGAAUGCAGUGUCGCAGAUGCUGUUGUCUCUGCGAGCGCACGGUGACUCUGACUCCUCCACCACUAACAUGGCAGGCCAUUCCCAAGGCCGCAUCCCCCAGGUGAAGACGAGCCACAGCCUGGACUUCCCGAUGCCCACGCUGGUCUGCAUCAACCCCUCAGAGGUCCUUCCAUACUCGAUGCUCUGUGGGAGGAGCCGUGAUGUGAGUGAGGGGGCUGAAGUCAACAUCGGCCCGUCAGAAAGAGAACCUGUGGAGAAUGACGAGGUGGAUAGGAAGCCGCUUUCUGAUGUCAACAUCCAGCAGCACAGCUAUGCUAGCGAACAGCCACGGAUCAGCAUUGCUGAUACGCACUCGGCGCCGAGUCACAGUACAUUUCCUCGUUACUGCAGUCGCAGCAAGGACAAACAGAAGAGUCAAUACAUGAGGGAGCACCAAAGCAGGAAGGAGUUGAAGAGAAGCUUCAAGGCCCACAACCACAGAUGCUCCAAGGCACCCAUCUUGGAAAAUGCCACGGAGCUGAUCACCACAGUCCAAGCGGACAAGAAGAAACUGGUGGCCAGAAAGGAGGAGCUUAUGCCUGGGAGGCGCCUAAAGCACAGGCUGAAGUAACUCGCCUCUUGAAGCCUCACUUCCUGUUGGCUCGGCUCAUCGCCAUCAUUGCCACUGUUGUUCACUUUUAUUAUUGCGUGUAUUUAUGUCAAAAAGACUAAAAAGGUAGCAGAGGUGUCCUGAUGCACCUCAUUUUUUUCCCAUUUAUGGACCCCAUGCAGCUGCAAAGAUGUCAUAACAAUUUGAUUUUAUUCAUUGCUUUCAUAGAAGUAUAAAAAUGUAUAAAAAGUUAAUGAGGCCAACACGUACAGCAGAGCAAGGCUGAGUCAUUUGUCCAAAGUGCCUUUGUAGACACGUCUGGUUGCGUCCAGUUGAGCUGAUUUCCUGUUUAUAUUAUGACAUCACCAAUAAACCCUUACAUAACCUU
Doryrhamphus excisus (bluestripe pipefish) is the source of this 3159-nucleotide messenger RNA. The record is from RefSeq and is a predicted model, not a curated record. NCBI's taxonomy places the organism in Eukaryota, Metazoa, Chordata, Actinopteri, Syngnathiformes, Syngnathidae.